AUGUAUUUUCUAGCCUCCAGUGCUUCACAAUUCAUGACUUUCAAUUUUGUUCUUCUCACAAGAAUACUUCUCAAUGGUUUCAAUAUUACAGCAAUUAAUCUUUUUCUUUGGUUUUGCAAAAUCCGCAAUUAUUUUUUCUAUCUUUUUGUUGCUGUUCCACGUUAUUAUAUUAUUUUGGCAUCGAUAGAUCGUUAUUUUGCUAGUUGUUCUAAUAUUUAUUGGCGUCGAUGGAGUUCAUCAAAAGUUGCUAUGCGAUUAAUUAUUGGUAGUUUUAUAUUUUGGUCUUUGAUGUACAGUCAGAUUCUUGUCUUCUAUGAAAUUCAAGAUGGUAUCUGCUCAUAUAGGCAUGGUGCUUAUGGGAUUUUCUUCAGUAUCUAUCUAUCAAUUGAAAGUGGAACAUUACCACCAUUGGUGAUGCUUAUUUUUGGAUGUCUCACAUUAAAAAAUAUUCGACAAAGCAAACGAAGAACAAGACCAAUAGCAGAACUUAAUGGUAUUCGACCUGCAGAAUUUAUUGGAAUGUCAGGAAAAGAUUUACAAUAUUCUAAAAUGUUAUUUAGUCAAAUAUUGCUUUGGACUAUUUUGAGCAUUAUUAAUCCUAGUGACCUUCUUUAUCAAACAAUAACAAUAAAUGAAACGAAAUCAUCUUUCCGUACAACAGUUGAAGUAUUUAUCAAUAAUAUGAGUUAUAUGUUUAUUCAUCUGGAAUUCUCUUUAACAUUUUUUCUUUAUACUUUCUCAUCAUCAUUUUUCAGACGUCAACUUAAGCAAUUAAUUCAAAAGAAAAUAUUACAUCGUUUAGUAUCAAAUGCAAUUGUGAGCCAUAACAUAUGA
Molecule: messenger RNA, 834 nt
Organism: Rotaria sp. Silwood2
Lineage: Eukaryota; Metazoa; Rotifera; Eurotatoria; Philodinida; Philodinidae
Source: the annotation of a GenBank genome assembly